Desarmillaria tabescens is the source of this 1029-nucleotide messenger RNA. Its product is annotated as alpha/beta-hydrolase. NCBI's taxonomy places the organism in Eukaryota, Fungi, Basidiomycota, Agaricomycetes, Agaricales, Physalacriaceae. The coding region runs from base 1 to 1029 and encodes 342 amino acids. The record is from RefSeq and is a predicted model, not a curated record. The transcript is spliced from 6 exons.
AUGUCCACGGCCACCGUCAAGUCGAGCACGGGAAAGACAAAUUUCAACUACACGAUAUCGACACCCUUGUCUUCGUCAGCCAAGUCUAUCGACAGAAGUCUACCAACACUGCUGUUCAUACACGCAGUCUUCCACGGACCGCAAAUCUUCCAACGACAAUUCGAGGAUCCGCAGAUAAGAAGAUUUAACUGCGUCGCAUUGGAUCUCAGAAUACAUGGUCGGACGACAGGCGAUGCGCUCCCCAAGGGUUACGGUGCCAAGGAGGCAGCUGAAGACCUCGCAUUAUUCAUGGACGAGAUCGAUUUACCCGCCUGCCACGUUGUAGCCCUGUCGAAGGGCAGUAUCGUGGCGAUGGGUCUCGCUGUCUACUACCCAGAUAAAGUUGCAUCGCUCUUCCUUGUGUCGCCGCUGGGACUGGAGGAACCGGCAGAUGUAGCCGACGGUCGGCGGGAAAUAGUCAAGCAUUGGAAGGAGGGAUUCAAGACAGGCGAGCCAGACAUGGAGGUCCUGUCUGACGCGGCCUACGGUGUCCUGCAACUGGGUUUUAGCAAUAAGCUCGAUAGUUUAUCGAGCGCGCUUGCUGCUAUCACAAUGCCUUUGGCCUUGAAAAAGGUCACUCCCGCGAACUUUGAUCAACUCGAGAGAGCCACGGUUGAUUUUCUGAACAAUCGAAGGGAGUAUACCACCGAAGAACUUUCCCGGAUACGCGUCCCUGUCAAAUUGGUCCAUUGCCUAGGGGAUAUCGCGUACCCUCAAGAAUACACAGAAAAAUUCAUGCAGCAGCUGACAGACGCUGCAGUCACCGUCAGCCUGGCCACGAUACCAGAUGCUCCGCACUUUGGUGUUGUAACGCAUGAGUGUUUUUUUUCUUUUUUCUUUUUCAGUGUUAACCGGUUACUCUGUGAAUUUAUUUUAGAUUGUUGCGGGACCUUUGUUCCGCCAGCACCCGGCGAAGUUAGUUCUCCGUGGGAGGCAGAAUUGGUGAAGGCCGGUUGGAAUAAGGCUGCGAGCGACUGUGAGGACGAUUAA